Messenger RNA from Drosophila navojoa, 1070 nucleotides. Its product is annotated as N(G),N(G)-dimethylarginine dimethylaminohydrolase 1. The record is from RefSeq and is a predicted model, not a curated record. Gene Ontology annotation, molecular function: dimethylargininase activity; amino acid binding. NCBI's taxonomy places the organism in Eukaryota, Metazoa, Arthropoda, Insecta, Diptera, Drosophilidae. Gene Ontology annotation, biological process: arginine metabolic process; positive regulation of nitric oxide biosynthetic process.
GUCAGCGUGGUUGCGGUCAUACGUGAAUGGCGCUCUAUGGCGAGUACACAAAUUCAACAACUGAAAUUCGGUUUUGUGUCUCCUCCUGGUGCUGUCCAGAUAUAAACCGCACACCGCUGGAUUAACCAGUGUCCAAGAUGUCACCCAAAUAUACACACGCAAUCGUUGCCAGAAUCUCCAAUGCCUUGCUCGAAACGGGCGACUUUGAUGUACAAUUGGCGAAGCAACAACACGAACAAUAUUGCACUCUAUUGCGUGAAAUUGGCUUGGAUGUGAUCGAGCUGCCGCCGGAUGAUGCUCUGCCCGAAGGCGUCUUCGUUGAGAGCUGCGCCGUGGUCUGCAAUGGAGUUGCGCUUAUUGGCAGAUCGGAAAAUCCGAAACGCCGCCGCGAAGCGGAGAGCAUGGCCAUCAUUUUGAAAAAGGAGCUGGAUAUACCGGUUAUCGAAAUCGAUGAUCCUCAUGCCCAAUUGGAUGGCGGUGAUGUGCUCUUUACGGGGCGCGAGUUUUUCAUUGGCAUUUCUAGUUUCACAAACGAGGAGGGCGCCCGCGCCGUUGCCAUGGCAUAUCCCGAAUAUCCAGUGACUCCUAUAAGAGUGAAUGGUUGCAAGCGCUUAAAGUACUACGUCACUAUGGCUGGGCCGGAUGUGCUGUGUGUGAGCACAAGUGCCACCUGCCAAGAGAUUGUGAAGCGCAUGGAGCGAGAGGCGAGCUUCACCUAUCAGAAGCUCACGUUGCCCGAGGAGAGUGCGGCAAAUAUGUUGUAUAUCAAUGGCACAAUUGUGCACAGAUCACCCGCUGAGAUUCCAGAAGCCUACAAGACUUUAAAAGAGAAAAUCGACAUUCCAACACGUAACAUAAACAUUAGCGAAUUUAGCCAAUUUUCCAGUGGAUUGACAUCGGCGUGCCUUUUGCUGCGACGCUGGAAGUCCAUACGCAGCAUUUGAAUAUGCAAAUCGUUGCAUCGAUCCUACAUCCAACUAUCCAUCUAUAUAAAUCGAAUAAUGUUAUUUUGUAUCUAAAGAGAACAAAACACGCACAAGCGCUAGUUUUCAUUGUUAAUGGCGCAGCAA